AGCCGGCAAUUUGUAUUCGAGAGUAUGCCCCCGUCAACGUGCAAGGUGUAUAUUCCGUUGUCAUUCGGGCUCCAGCUGGCCCAGUGCGACCGCCACAGGCGCCGCGCGCUGCUGCGCCACCCCGGCUUGCGCAGCGCGGGAUGGCGCUCCUGAGCGAGUCGCAGAGGAGGGUGCUGCGCAGCGUUUGCGAGGCCUUCUGCCCCAGCCUCUCCGACGACGAGGCCAAGCGGGUGCUCCAGGAGGUCGAGGAUGCCGCCCGGAGCGCAGGACAGCCCGCGAGCCCAGAGCGGCUCGCCUCCGUCGCGGCUUGGUGCAGCUGCUCCGCGGACGAGCUGCGGCUGGCGGACGCCAUCGAGGCGUCCCUCGCGCGGAACGUGAAGCCAGCCAAUCAGCAGCAGAUGCGCCGGCUGCUCGACUUGCUGGGCACCUCGCUGGGCACUCUCCUCCUGUGCGGCCGCCUGCGGCCCUUCGCGGACAUGGCCCGGGGCGAGCGGGAGGAGUGCUUGAGUGGGCUCCAGAGGAGCGUGCUCUUUUUCCGUCGAGCGGCCUUCCGGGCGCUGAAAACGCUCACGACAGGCCAUUUCGUCAACGUCGCCAGACCCGAGGGCGGCCCGAACCCAGCAUGGGCGGCGAUGGGCUACCCGGCUCCCGCGCCCGCGGAGCAGGUGGCCGAGGAGGCGAGGGCGGCGGGAUGGGACGAGUACGUCUUCCAGAUGAUCAACUCUGGUGUCACCAGCGACGUUGAGCUGGAGGUGGACGCCGUGAUCGUGGGCUCUGGUUGCGGCGGCGCCGUCGCGGCGGCGCGCCUGGCAGACGGUAACUCCGUGCUGGUGCUGGACAAGGGCACCUAUUUCCCGCGGUCCGACAUGGACGGUACCGAGCUCUCGGGCUUCAGCCACAUGUACGAGCAAGGCGCGCUGCUGGAGACUGAGGACCAGAACGUGGUGGUCCUGGCCGGGGCGACCUUCGGCGGCGGCAGUUCCAUCAACUGGGCCUGCUGCCUCCGAACCCCGGACUUUGUGCGCGAGGAGUGGGCGUCGGCGCACGGCCUGGCGCGCUUCGGGCCCAGCAGCGCGAUCUUCGACGCCGCUUGCGAGGCCGUGUGCAAGCGGAUCGGCGUGAGGGAGGGGGACGACGUGGCGCACAAUGUGGGGAACUCUCUGAUGAUCGACGGGUGCAGGGCGUGCGGUUACUCCGUCAGGGUCACGGGCCAAAACAUGAAGUCCACCGCUCCCGACGCGCCCGGCGCGGGAAAUAUCAGCAUCGGGGACAGGCAUGGCAUCAAGAAUUCGAUGCCAGAGACUUUCCUUCAAGACGCGGCCAAGCUUGGCUGCAGAUUCGCAGAUCGCUGCCACGUCGAGAGGGUACUGCACUCCGCUGGAAGGGCAAGUGGAGUAGUUGGAACCAUUGUGGGCAAGGACGGCACGAGUCACAGUAUCACCGUCCGCGCCCGCAGGGCGGUGAUCGUCUCGUGCGGAUCCAUCCACACGCCGGCGCUGCUGCUGCGGUCGGGCCUGCCGAACCGCAAUGGGCUCAUCGGCAAGAACCUCCGGCUGCACCCCGUCGUCGCGGUCGUUGGCCUGAUGCCGGAGCCCGUGGAGGCCUGGCGCGGGGCGCCCAUGACCACCGUCAGCGACGAGGCGGCCGCGGGCACCGACGGAAGCACCUACGGGAUCAAGCUCGAGGUCCCGUCCAUGCACCCAGGCUUGGCCGCGGCACUCAUGCCCUGGUUCGGCGCCGCCCAGUUCAGGGCGAUCAUGCUGAAGGUCGCGCGCGCCUUCCCGACGAUCGCGCUCUGCCGCGACAGGGGCAGCGGAGAGGUGCGCAUCGACGGGAGCGGCAGCCCCCAGCUUCACUACCCAGUGGCGCAGCACGACCGGGAGCAGCUCGCGCGGGGCGCGGAGAUGCUGGCGCGGAUCGCGGCUGGCGCCGGGGCCGAGAGCAUCGCCGCCGGCCCCCUCAUCACGGACGGCUUCUACGGCCUUCCCCGCUUCGCGCCCGCAGGCGCGCCGGAGGAGGAGCGCCGCCGUUCCGAGCUCGAGCGGGCCGAGGCGCUGGAGCACUUCUGCGGCCUGAUCCGCCAGCGGGGCAUCCAGACAGACGGCAGGGGCACGAUCUUCUCCGCUCACCAGAUGGGCACGGCGAAGAUGAGCGCCUCCCCCGACAAGGGCGUCUGCAAGGAGACGGGCGAGGUGUGGGAGGUGAACGGCCUCUACGUGAUCGACGCCAGCCUGUUCCCCACUCCCUCGGGCUCCAACCCGAUGCUCACGACGCUGACCCUAGCGUACGACAUAGCGGGCAGGUUGCGCGACUCCCUUCGGCAGGAAGGCUCCAGCUCCCCGGUUGCACCGAGGAGCAGACUGUGAGAGGGCAGCGCGUCGUGAUGGAGGGAGGAGGGAGUCGAAAGUUGUCGGCAUUCUGGCGUUGCGCCAUCGAUUGAACCUGUCGUGGUGGUAGGCGACCAGCACGCCUUGUGUCCUGUGGCCCUAGCUUUGAAUGCCACAGGCAAGCAGCAGCAAUCACAGAAAUUCCAAAACCUGU
Molecule: messenger RNA, 2541 nt
Organism: Prorocentrum cordatum
Lineage: Eukaryota; Dinophyceae; Prorocentrales; Prorocentraceae
Source: the annotation of a GenBank genome assembly